UCAAAUAUACCAUUAUUGUCCCAUGAGUUACACCACCUUCACCGCCCACUAACGCUCUACCUUACUCCUCUGUAACAGUUUCUCUCCCUCUGCAAACCUACCCACUGUAACCACAACAAUGGCGACAAAACCAAACCCAAUACACUCUACACUCCUCCUUCUCCUUCUCUUCCUCCACCGCUGUACUCCUUCCUCCGCCGCUUCGAACCCAGAUAUCGAACCUCUUCUACUCUUCAAAUCCGCUGCCGACCCGUCAAACACCGUUCUCACGUCCUGGAACUCCACCUCUGAUCCAUGCAUUGCUUCAUGGAUUGGAGUUUCUUGCAUUCACAACAGGGUUUCUCGUGUAGUCCUCGAAAAUCUGAACCUCCGAGGACAGGGACUAUUAAACCCACUUACUUCGUUAACCCAACUACGGGUCCUUAGUUUGAAACAGAACAGCUUUUUUGGUCCCAUCCCGGUGAUUUCGAAUUUAACCAGUUUGAAACUGCUGUUCCUUUCUCACAACGAGUUUUCUGGGGAGUUUCCAGUUUCAGUGGCUUCUCUUUCGAAGAUUUACCGGCUUGAUCUGUCGUAUAACAAUCUCUCCGGAAAUAUUCCUUUGAGCUUGAAUCACUUGACGCAUCUGCUUACUUUGAGGUUAGAGGAAAAUGGAUUUUCGGGUUUCAUUUCGGGUUUGAGCUUGCCUAGUUUGCAGGAUUUCAAUGUUUCGGGUAAUGCACUAGCCGGUGAGAUACCCACUUCGCUUUCGGGUUUUCCUGCGUCGGCAUUUGCUAAAAACUCGGUUCUAUGUGGGGUUCCGCUGGAGAAAUGUAAGGUAAUUUCUAGCAAACCGACCCGACCCGGGGCAAUGGCGUCGCCGUUGAGUCCGAGAAGUACUGUUGCCUCGUCGCCCAGCUCAAUACCUGUUGAAGCUAAGCCGUUGGUUAAAUCGGGAAACAAUCGGCAUUCCAAGAUUAGUUCAGUGGCAGUAAUCGCCAUUAUCCUCGGCGAUGUUUUGGUCCUCGGCAUGGUUUCCUUACUCCUAUACUGUUUCUUUUGGAAGAACUACUCGAAGAAGAUGUCGGAAAAGAGCGGGUCGUCUCACGUCGAGAAAAUAGUAUAUUCUUCAAGCCCAUAUCCGCAUCCGAUUAACGGGGCUCAGUCGGGUUAUGAAAGAGGUAAAAUGGUGUUUUUCGAAGGGGAACAGAAGUUUGAGUUGGAGGAUUUGUUGCGGGCCUCCGCUGAGAUGUUGGGCAAAGGGGGAUUUGGGACUGCAUAUAAGGCUGUUUUGGAUGAUGGGAAUGUGGUGGCAGUGAAAAGAUUGAAGGAUUUGAGUGUGAAUGGGAAGAAAGAGUUCGAGCAGCAAAUGGAGAUUCUGGGAAGAUUAAGGCACCCAAAUCUGGUUAGCUUAAAAGCCUAUUAUUUUGCUAGGGAUGAGAAGCUGUUGGUCUAUGAUUACAUGCCUAAUGGCAAUUUGUUCUGGCUUCUUCAUGGUAAGCAUUUUUGACAGAUGGUAUAUGCAUCAUUUUUAUCUUUUUCGAUAUUUCAGGUUGAUUUUUCAGUGACGGUGGUAAUAUUUUUGUCUGCAAAUAGUAUGUUUCACAUGGGGUUUAGAAUUAUUCAUCUACUUUCUAAGAUAACAUUACAUUAUAAAUUGAAAAUUUUAGACCAUCAAUGCCUUGUUAGGUAUUAGUAUUAGAGACGAUGUGACAUGGUUAAGGAUGGAAUGCAUGUGGUAUAAUUUGUUGAGUUCGUCGCCCGUGACGUCCCCUUUUUACUGUUUCAUCCUAGUCUUUAGCAGUAGCUAUUGAGGAAGAUCCAUGAGAUUGUUAGUUGAAGUGCAGUUAGAGUAUGAGGAGCAGGUGUUAAUGAAUCAUGGGAAGAUGAAAGACAUUUCUCUUUGGGAACUGAUAAGAAAAUUUCAUCGAUUCAGAUAUUGUGUGCUGGU
Olea europaea var. sylvestris is the source of this 1930-nucleotide messenger RNA. RefSeq names its product probable leucine-rich repeat receptor-like protein kinase At1g68400. The transcript has a single exon. Gene Ontology annotation, biological process: protein phosphorylation. The coding region runs from base 119 to 1489 and encodes 456 amino acids. The record is from RefSeq and is a predicted model, not a curated record. Gene Ontology annotation, molecular function: ATP binding; protein binding; protein kinase activity. NCBI's taxonomy places the organism in Eukaryota, Viridiplantae, Streptophyta, Magnoliopsida, Lamiales, Oleaceae.